AUGUGGGCCAGACAACCCAUCGAAGCGUUGAUCCUGCCGAGGCUCACCGAUUAUAGGCCCACCGUGACUGAGAUCCCUCAGGAGUGGCAUCAUCUCGCAGGGCUACCGUUGGCGGAUGACUACCGCAACGUGGCUCCCGUAAUGGCGGUUCUCGGGGCCGAGGUGUACGCUGCCAUCGUCUUGCCGCAGAUCCGACGGGGCCCGCCACAGGCACCCAUGGCACAGGCCACGCGUCUCGGCUGGCUGAUCAUGGGAUCCACAACACAGGCGCGAGCUGCUCGUCAUGCCAGCUGCAACACGCUCCAGUCGGAGUGCGACCCGCUCCUCGAUCAAUUACGACGAUUCUGGGCGGUGGAGGAGGUGCCCGAAGCCAACACGCUCACGCCGGAGGAGGAAGAGUGCGAGCAACACUUCAGGGAGACGCACGGCCGAUUGGCGGAUGGACGAUACCAGGUGCGAGUUCCGUUUCAGCAAGGCUCAGCCCUCGGGGACUCGAAGCCAGCCGCUCGCGCCUCACUGACGCGUCUGGAGCGACGGUUCCAGAGCCAGCCGGAACUCCGCGAGGCGUAUGUCGCGUUUAUGAGCGACUACGAGCGACUCGGACACAUGAGUCGUGUCACGGAGACCAGUCAGGACGGGCGCCCUGUGUUCUUCCUGCCACAUCAUCCGGUGAUAAAGAGGUCAGGGGCGACGCUUAAGGUACGCGUGGUGUUCAACGCGUCCCAAACCUGUGCCUCGGGCGCUUCGUUGAACUCGGUGGUCCGUGUGGGUCCCCGGUUGCAGCUCGAUCUUGGGGCCAUACUAUUGCGAUGGCGUUUGGCUCCCAUCGUGUUUAUCGCGGACAUUGAGCAGAUGUAUCGGCAGAUACAGGUCCACUCAGAGGACCAACCGCUCCAACGGAUCCUGUGGCGGUUCGGGCCCACGGAGCCAGUUCGCGAAUAUCAGCUGCGUACCGUCACGUACGGCACGGCCUGCGCGCCGUUCCUGGCAUUGCGCGUUCUACAGCAGCUGGCAAUGGAUGAGGGCCACCGCUUCCCGCGAGCUGCCGAGCUGUUGAGACGGUGCACUUACGUGGACGACGUAUUGGCGGGUACCGACACAGUACAAGAGGCACUCGCCCUACAGCAGGAGAUAGGCGAUCUCCUCAAGGCGGGCGGCUUCUCGCUAAAGAAGUGGGCGGCCAAUAACCAGGCGCUGCUGAAGACAGUGCCGGCGGACUGCUGCCUGCCACUGGUGCCCCUUCGCCAUCCUGACGAGCUCAGCACCUCGGUACUGGGGGUCCGUUGGGUGCCAGGGGAGGACGCAUUUGCCUACGGCGACGCCAGGAGCUUGCCCUCGACGGCGACCAAGCGCGCCAUACUAUCCGUCAUCGCGAGAAUCUUCGACCCUCUCGGAUGGAUAAGUCCAGUUGUCAUUGCAGGCAAGAUCCUGCUGCAGGAACUCUGGCUGGCGGGCGUCGGGUGGGAUGCAACGCUGCCUGAGGCGCUGGCGACCCAGUGGCAGCACUACCGGCGCGAUCUCAACGAGGUGAGCGACAUUCGGCUGCACCGUUGGUUGGGUUUUACGGCCGAAGCGGUCGCGGAAAUCCACGAGUUCUGCGACGCCUCCGAACGCGCCUACGCAGCCGCCAUCUACAUGGUGGUUCGGAUCCGAGGACGCCAACCGGUAUCGCGCUUGCUGACAGCCAAAAGCAAGGUGUCUCCGGUGAAGCGGGUAUCGCUGCCGCGACUGGAGCUCUGCGGAGCCCACCUACUGGCGCGACUCAUGCGCUGGGUGCGAGAGACGCUCUCACCCGUCUCCACGGUCAUGCACUGCUGGACCGACUCGAUGGUCGCGUUGACCUGGAUUCGGCAGCACCCAUCCAGAUGGGAUACGUUUGUGGGGAACCGGGUAGCCGCCAUACACGACCUGCUCCCGGCCGUUCAUUGGGGCCACGUCCCCACGAAGGAGAACCCGGCAGAUUGCGCAUCAAGAGGCCUGUCCCCUAGAUCACUGCGGGACCACCGAUUGUGGUGGCACGGGCCGGACUGGGUGGCUUUGCCUCCCGACCAAUGGCCUCAGGGGGAACCCGCGACCGCCGCGGCCUGCAGUAUGGUACACAUCCACGAAGGGGCGGCCGACCCGAAGACAGAACCCCUGUCGAGGGACUGGGAGGGGGCUGCAACUACCACCGCACAACCGAAUUGA
Messenger RNA from Odontomachus brunneus, 2187 nucleotides. RefSeq lists its product as uncharacterized. The transcript is spliced from 2 exons. Lineage: Eukaryota; Metazoa; Arthropoda; Insecta; Hymenoptera; Formicidae. The record is from RefSeq and is a predicted model, not a curated record. The coding region runs from base 1 to 2187 and encodes 728 amino acids.